AUGAUAUUUUGUUCGUGUGACGUUUAACGAGUCUGAGAUAAAUGCGACUGCGACGAGACGUAAUGAUUGAAAUAGUACGACGUGACAUCACAAAGACAUCGUCCUCAAGAUAAUAUUGUCGGGCGUGGAGGCGACGGUAGGUCACUCGACAGGGGGUGGGUCAUGUAUGCUGCCGUGAGCAGAAGCGUAUCCACGAGCCGUUUCUGGUCGCGGGGACUCGCGCGCAUUCGCGAAUCGAGGUUGUCAACAUCGGCCAAGAAAACUCCAACCGAGGUGGACACAGUGGUAGCGGCGGAAAUCGCGGGCAUUGCUGCGUGUAAAACGCCUUCGAAAGAGGCAAAAGUUGGGCCGAGGCUACAAAUUGUACGUGUAUAUCGAUGGAAUCCAGAAAUGCCGAAAGUGAAGCCGUACAUGCAACAGUUCAGCGUAGAUUUGAACAAAUGCGGCACAAUGGUGCUAGACGUAUUAACGCUUAUAAAAGCGCAACACGAUCCGACAUUGUCCUUCCGGAGGUCCUGUCGCGAGGGCAUCUGUGGAUGUUGUGGGAUGAACAUAAACGGCGUGAAUACCUUGGCUUGCAUAACGAAAGUACAAGAAUCUCUGCAGCCACUGGUGAUCUAUCCUCUACCGCAUGCAUAUGUGAUUCGAGACUUAAUACCGGAUAUGGAACAGUUCCUGGGACAAUUCCACAAAAUCGAUCCGUAUUUAAAGCGACCGGAUGAGGACGACUUCCUCGGUAUGCGGCAAAUUUUGCAAAGUCCAAGGGACAGGAGCAAGCUCGACGGCUUGUACGAAUGCGUAAUGUGCGCAUGUUGCACGUUUUCGUGUCCUCCUUACUGGUGGCUCGGCGAUAAGUAUCUAGGACCUGCGGUGCUACUGCAGGCAUACAGGUGGGUGAUAGACUCGCGGGACAUGGCACAUGAAGAAAGGCUGGCAAAAUUACGAGACUUCUAUUCGGUUUAUCGAUGCCACACGAUCUUCAAUUGCACAAAAACGUGUCCAAAGGGUCUAAAUCCAGGAAAAGCAAUAGCGCAAUUAAAACGUUUGUUAGCCGGACUUACAAAGAAAGAGAAACCAGACCUUGAGACAGCACUUCCGAAUUCCUGCAAAAGUGAGGAGCAAUACUUAAGCAAAAAGAAAUAACAAAAUAGAAUAUAGUUCGCGAGAGAUUCUUCUUUAUUGUAUAAAGUCCAUCACUUUGAAUAAAGAACUUAGCAUAAUUGAGCAUUAAGGUUGAUUUUGUACAAGAGAUAAUAAACUCGUAACGAUAAUUAAAUGUAAAAGAUAAAUUAAGCCUACAUUUUCUUUGCACAUUUGGCAUUAAACGUAAGGCAGUCUUGAUCUCUUUUUAUUACCAUUGCUAUAUUCUUGAAAUAUUCUAAAUUUUCUAAUCAAAGUUUAUAAAGUUAUAAAUUGGCACUUAAUAUUAAUCAAUAAUCCUUAGUGCAUUUUACUAAUGUCAUAUAUCACAAAUACACUGUAUGUCUAAGUUAAAUAACGCCGAGACACUACUGUGUCUCUGGAUCACAAAUUCUUGUAUUCGUCAAAUUGAGAUACGUCAAAAAAUAAAAGAGUAUAUUAUACAGA
Molecule: messenger RNA, 1587 nt
Organism: Trachymyrmex cornetzi
Lineage: Eukaryota; Metazoa; Arthropoda; Insecta; Hymenoptera; Formicidae
Product: succinate dehydrogenase [ubiquinone] iron-sulfur subunit
Exons: 5
Coding region: 163-1143 (326 amino acids)
Biological process (GO): aerobic respiration; tricarboxylic acid cycle; respiratory electron transport chain
Cellular component (GO): mitochondrial membrane
Molecular function (GO): oxidoreductase activity; electron transfer activity; iron-sulfur cluster binding
Source: RefSeq, a predicted model, not a curated record